ACCCUCCGCUCCUGGUUUUUUUUUUCUUUUCGAGCUGAGCUCCCGUCCAGCGUCAUCGAAUCGAGAGGGGUGUGUGUCGCGUGGCCGGCAUCCGAUCGGAUCAAUCACCACCAACUCUCUUUGACUGCCUUGGACUUUUUAUUCUUUUUUUUGUCAUUCUUGGCUACAGCUUGAGCUGCUGCUUCUACUUCUUCUACGGGCUCAACGCAUCGAUCCGUCGCAGAAGCAAUUGACACGCUUCAAGCUCUUGUCUCGCUUCAAAUCUGCCCGCCAUGGCGGUGCUCGACAGCGGAGGCUCGGCAAUCCGGGCUGGGAGCUCUGGAAAGCCAAUCUCACUGAUUCUGUUGACGGUCCAAAACUCGGCCUUUAUUCUCAUAAUGCACUUCUCUCGCAUCAUGCCUCCAGCAGGCGACCAUCGAUACUUUCCCUCGACCGCCGUCUUCCUCCACGAGGUCAUCAAGCUGGCUGUUUCCCUUACGCUGGCCCUGUACGAAGCAUCCAAGACGCUGGCGCCCAGCACGCCUGCGACGGUGCUGUUUGAGCAGAUAUACAAUGCCAUGUUUUCGGCGGAUGGGUGGAAGCUGAUUAUACCCGGGGUGUUUUACACGCUGCAGAACAUCCUGCAGUAUGUGGCGAUAGAGAACUUGGAUGCCGUGCAUUUCCAGGUCCUGUACCAAUUGAAGAUCCUCACCACUGCGCUUUUCAGCGUCUAUCUCCUAAGUCGCCCGCUCGGCUUCAAGCGCUGGCUCGCUCUCAUCGUCCUCACCCUCGGCGUCUCAAUCGUCUCUCUUCCGGGCUCGACCACCACCACCGAUGUGCCCAGCGCCGAUUCCCUUCUUCUCCACGGCAUGCCCGACCACUUCUUCCCUCGAUCUCGCCACGAGCUCGGCCACGCCGUUCUUGACGAUGCCCCUGCGCAUCUCACGCGUCGUUCCGCCACCUACGAAGGCAUUGACAACGACCUUCACUCCCUUGAGCCUCCCAUGAACUACUCCGUCGGUGUGACUGCAGUUCUCAUCGCCGCAGCAGUCUCCGGCCUUACUGGAGUGUAUUUCGAAAAGAUUCUCAAGGAGAAUUCUUCCCAGGCCAGUGUGUGGAUACGAAACCUGCAGCUGAGCUUCUACUCCAUGAUAGCCGCUCUCUUUGGUGGCGUCAUGUGGCAAGAUGGGGCUGGUAUCCGCGAGCAUGGCUUUUUCGAGGGCUACAACGCUAUAGUGUGGGCGACGGUCAUCUUGCAGGCGGCGGGCGGCUUGCUAGCCAGCUUGGUGAUUAGAGACGCGGAUAACAUUAUCAAAAACUUUGCUACGAGUAUCAGUAUCAUACUGAGUUUUCUCGUCAGCGUAUGGGUUUUUGAGUUCAAAGUCACCUUCACUUUCCUUCUAGGAACUGUGCUAGUGCUGCUAGCAACGUAUAUGUAUAGUGUAUCGGAAGAAGUCCCUCUUCGUGGCCGACCUCCUGCCAUUAGGGUAGCAAAAUUCGAAAAGCCUGCUAUCGAACAGCUUCUUACGCCUCUGGGCACCCCUCGCCUAGGGCCCUCAAAACACCUCGGUUCCGUCGAUCCAUUUGACGUCAAGGGUGUGGCUUCGACAUCCAGUCGGCCCAGCAGUCCGAUGUUUGCUCGCUCAGGAAGUCGUCUGGCUCCGCAAAAGGAGCUGUGAAUACCUGGUUGACAGCGGCAUUCGAUAUUUCAUCACAUUUUUUCUGCUCAGGGGGAAACCAAAAACACGGUUCUUAUUUUUGAG
This is a messenger RNA of Trichoderma asperellum CBS 433.97, 1742 nucleotides long. RefSeq lists its product as uncharacterized. Gene Ontology annotation, biological process: pyrimidine nucleotide-sugar transmembrane transport. NCBI's taxonomy places the organism in Eukaryota, Fungi, Ascomycota, Sordariomycetes, Hypocreales, Hypocreaceae. Gene Ontology annotation, cellular component: Golgi membrane. The record is from RefSeq and is a predicted model, not a curated record. Gene Ontology annotation, molecular function: UDP-galactose transmembrane transporter activity.